Messenger RNA from Malania oleifera, 2808 nucleotides. RefSeq names its product pentatricopeptide repeat-containing protein At2g27800, mitochondrial. The transcript is spliced from 2 exons. Bases 466 to 1821 code for a protein of 451 amino acids. The record is from RefSeq and is a predicted model, not a curated record. Gene Ontology annotation, molecular function: protein binding. NCBI's taxonomy places the organism in Eukaryota, Viridiplantae, Streptophyta, Magnoliopsida, Santalales, Ximeniaceae.
ACUCAAUAGACCAGGCCAGACGCCAGAGUAGGCACUAAACCGCUAGGGGCGGGUAAGAAAAAUCGCCCUACAACUUUAGUUGAUACAAUUGUACCAGCUGCAAUCAAUUGUAGAUUUUCCACCGAACGCAGAUUCUUCUUCUUCUUCAGCUUCUUCAAUCCCUCACUUUUGCCGUCGGAUUGUUUUCCACAUUGCACCGCUGAAAAGGUGAGAGAUCUCAACGUUCAAACCAUCUUUCUAACUUCGGAUUCGGCGCUCCCAUUCAUUGCUAUAACAUUUUGGGUAAUUCUGAAAUUCUUCUAGUUUUGGUCUUCUGUGCAGUAUUUACGUUCAUUUGUCUAAAAUCGCCACCAUUUGAUCGCUUUCCGACGGCGAUUGGGGUAGUUGUUCACUUUAAAGUUAAAUUUAUCCUUUAGUUAAUUUUUCCCCUUUUAAUUGGACCAGCCGUCUUCUUUGCAUGGUAGUAUGAUUGCUUCUGAUAGAUAUCGUUUGAGGUACCUUUACUUUAGCAGGAAUUAUAUCAGUGAGCUCUGUACUAAAAGCCCAUCUCAGGAUUGCUCUGGUUUUUUCAAUACAUCGACUAGUUGUACGCUUUCCCUAUCGAUCCCUAGGAGGACCAAUUAUUAUCAUUUUUCUUGUCAUUUCAAUUUUAGUACUAUCGUGGCGAGGUCUGUAAACCUUUUAACUCGGACCCAAAUCAACACAAGUGCCAAAAUCCAUUCAAAUGCGUUCAGAUGUGCAUGCCGUUCCUUCUAUUCUUCUCAUUCAAAUAAUGGCCUGGCGAGAUCAGUUACAAGUAGGAGACGUAAAAAAUCAGAAUGUAAUAGUAGACCUCCUCUGGACCAGGCCCAAUUUCAGAAGGCAGUGUCCCAACUCCCACCUAGAUUCAGUACUGAAGAGCUCUGCAGCCUCUUGAAUCUCCUGGAAGAUCCUAUGGUAUGUCUAGAGCUAUUUAAUUGGGCAUCACAACAGCCUAGGUUCAGGCAUGACGUCUCCACAUAUCACAUCACUAUUAAAAAGCUCGGUGCUGCAAAAUUGUACCAAGAAAUGGACGACGUUGUAAAUCAAGUUCUCGCAGUUCGUCAUAUUGGUUCUGAGGCUCUUUACAAUACUAUAAUCUAUUACUUCACUGAAGCUCGGAAGUUUACUAGAGCAGUGAAUAUAUUUAAACACAUGAGAAGCUGCAACAAUUUGGGUUGCAGGCCUUCAAUUAGAACCUACAAUCUUCUAUUUGCAGCUCUUCUUGGUAGAGGGUGCAAUUCAUAUGUAAAUUAUAUGUAUAUGGAGACAAUUAGAUCCCUCUUUAAGCAAAUGGUCAAUGACGGGAUCGAACCUGACAUUUUCUCAUUGAAUUCUAUGAUAAAAGGGUAUGUCCACUCCCUCCAUGUAAACGAUGCCCUUAGAAUUUUUCAUCAAAUGGGUGUGGUCUAUAGUACUCUCCCGAACUCUCAUUCCUACAAUUAUUUAAUCCAUGGGUUAUGUGCCCAAGGCCGAACAAACAAUGCUACAGAAUUGUGUAAUGAAAUGAAGACAAAGGGGUUUGUCCCAAGCAGUAAAACUUACAAUUCGCUUGUGAAUGCCUUGGCUCUUGGUGGAGAAAUUAAUGAGGCUGUGGAUGUUCUGUGGGAGAUGAUUGCAAAGAGGAGAUCAGCUGAUUUGAUUACAUAUCGGACAGUCCUUGAUGAGCUCUGCCGGCGUGGAAGGGUUGAGGUGGCGAUGGGGUUGUUAAAAGAGUUUCAAGAAAAAGAUGUUGUAGAUGGGCUUACUUACAGGAAGCUUCUACAAUGGCUUGAAGAUGACUCUGGAAAUUUUAAUGCCUAAAAGGAGUCAGUUCUAAAUUGACUGAUGAGCUGUAGGGAAAAUGUUAUAUGAAGGCAAGAUGGCAUUAUUUAGAAGGAUGAAAACAGAGUACUGCCUACGAAUUGAGUUUUGGGGAACCAACAAUACUGGCAGUAUCUUCUUCCACCAAGCAUAGAGAUUGGAAACAGAGAAGCAUAAUAGAAAUAUUGCCAGUUUCUUCAUGUGUUCAUAACCUUUUUUUUUUUUGGUACUAUCAUUUAUUUCUGCAAAUCUCAACCCAAAUGUAUGAUCGAAUUAACCAAGACAGAAAGCUUCCCCCUUAAUAUAGCAUGCUACGCAAUGCAAAUUGAAGAGGUGAAAUAUUACACAAAUCCCAGUUAAAUCUUAUUCAAGAUAUCACCCUUCUCCCCCAUGGCACUAAAAUGUUGUAAAUAUAUUCUGAUUUUGCAGAGGGCAAAAACAAAUAAGUCUCUGCUUGAACUAUUGGUUCUGCAUUCUGAUAUAGUAAUUUAACUUAUUCUAGUAAAAGGGGACUUGAAUGCAUCUGUUUCAAUUUUAAUCCAGAUUUCGGUAAGCACAAGAUCUGGGGCUGGGAUUUGAAGUUUAAGGAUCACAAUUGCGAAGAUAGCUCUGUUUGCCAAACUCUGAAAGGCUUUAUUAUAAACGCAUGUCGAUGCGAGGCAUGGAUUUGAGGCAGCGAUUGAAUUCUCAAGCAAAGAGGGAGAAAAUGGACUGAAGCUGUGCACCACCACAAAGUUGCAGGUGGGGAAUUAGGAAAAAAAGAGAAGGAACUGACCCAAUGAACAAGCUGUUUGCUCCUGUUUUUUGUGCUUUUAUUUUACCUUGUUUUUUAUCUUCCAUGUCUUCAUUUGCUCUGAUUGUAUACCUGCAUUGAGAGUGUUUGUAUGUUAAUAUAUUUUGUUUUAACAAGUGGCUGUUUUGAUUGUACAUACAUGGGUAAAUUAUUCUUCCCCCAUCCGUAAUCAGUUUAUUUUUAACUAGUUGAAA